AUGAUAUUUUUGGAAGUUAUUGAGAGGUUCAUGGAGGCUUUGACUUUUGAAGACUGUGUUAAUGAAAGUAGUAUUGGCAUUUUUGAAGGACAUACUCUUUCACAGAAUAUUAGGAAACUCUUCCAGGUGGAGCUCCAUGGACUCCAGGUGGUCACUGAUGUAGAGCGCAACAGCCCCGCCCCUUCUCCUCUGCCUGUCUUUGCCAAAGAGUUUAUACCCAUCUACUCCUACAUUCCAGUCAUGAGAGUCAUCCCACCGUUCUUGUACAAAUGGCUAGAAGCAGAUCUCCAUGGCAAGAGCUCAGAUACUGCAAACAAAGCCUCAGGAGAGAAUUUCGAUCAGAGUCCUUUAAGAAGAACCUUCAAGUCCAAGGUCUUGGCGCAUUAUCCUCAGAACAUUGAGUGGAACCCCUUUGACCAGGAUGCUGUCAACAUGCUAUGUAUGCCCAAGGGGCUGUCUUUCAGGACACAGGCUGACAACAGAGAUCCACAGCUCCACUCAUUCAUAAUCACCAGAGAAGAUGGCUCUCGUACCUACGGGUUUGUGCUCACCUUCUAUGAGGAGGUCACGAGCAAGCAGAUCUGCACGGCCAUGCAGACUCUGUACCAGAUGCACAAUGCUGAGCAGUACAGCAGCGUCUGCGCCUCGUCCUCAUGCAGCAUGGACUCCCUGGCCAGCAGCAUCGACGAGGGCGAUGCCACCUCCCUCGCCAAACUCCAGCGGUACAACUCCUACGACAUCAGCAGGGACACGCUGUACGUCUCCAAGUGCAUAUGUCUCAUCACCCCUCUGCCCUUCAUGCAAGCCUGCAAGAAGUUCCUGGUCCAGCUCUACAAGGCGGUUACCUCCCAGCAGCCGCCACCGCUGCCCCUGGAGAGCUACAUCCACAACAUACUCUAUGAGGUGCCCUUGCCGCCCCCGGGCCGGUCACUCAAGUUUUAUGGGGUUUAUGAGCCCAUCAUCUGCCAGCGACCUGGACCCAAUGAGCUGCCACUCUCUGACUACCCGCUGCGGGAAGUCUUCGAGCUGCUGGGGCUGGAGAACCUGGUCCAGGUUUUUACCUGCGUUCUGCUGGAAAUGCAGAUCCUCCUGUACUCGCAAGAUUACCAGCGCCUGAUGACAGUUGCAGAGGGGAUCACGACACUGCUGUUCCCAUUUCAGUGGCAGCACGUGUAUGUUCCCAUCCUUCCUGCCUCCCUCCUGCAUUUUCUGGACGCUCCGGUUCCCUACCUGAUGGGGCUGCAAUCCAAGGAGGGAACCGACCGCUCCAAGCUGGAGCUGCCACAGGAGGCAAACUUGUGCUUCGUGGAUAUCGAUAACCAUUUCAUCGAGCUGCCAGAGGAAUUCCCCCAGUUUCCCAACAAGCUGGAGUUUAUCCAGGAAAUCUCCGAGGUCCUCCUGCAGUUUGGGAUCCCUCCGGAGGGCAACCUGCACUGCAGUGACAGUGCCACCAAACUCAAGAACCUGGUCCUUAGUGACCUGGUGAACGACAAAAAGAAUGGGAACAUCCCUGGCAAUGCCCUCAACAUGUAUGAGCUGCUGAAAGGCAACGAAACCAUCGCCCGCCUGCAAGCUCUCGCCAAGAGGACAGGCGUGACGAUGGAGAAGAUGACCAUCACGGCUCCCCUUGCAGAAAAAGAGAAGGAUAUAAAGUUGCAAUGUGAGGAAGUGGAGCUGAGGGACUACAAACUGAACGUGCAGCUCCGUGAGGUGUUUGCCAACCGCUUCACACAACUAUUUGCAGACUAUGAGGCAUUCGUCAUCCAGGCUGCCCCCGAUCUGGAGUCAUGGCUGACCAACAGGGAACAAAUGCAGAACUUCGACAAAGCUUCCUUCCUCUCGGACCAACCUGAGCCUUACCUUCCAUUCCUAUCGCACUUCAUUGAGACACAGAUGUUUGCAACCUUCAUAGACAACAAGAUAAUCUCCCAGUGGGAAGAGAAGGACCCUUUUCUGCGAGUUUUUGACUCUCGAAUUGAGAAAAUAAGGCUAUAUAAUGUAAGGGCCCCUGCACUGCGGACAUCCAAUUAUCAGAAAUGCAGCACUCUGAAGGAAGCAGGUUGCCUGUCUAUUCGGCGUCUAGUUUUGGUAGAUAUUGUGGCACCGGAGCCUCAUUUUCUGUCUCUUGAAAUGCAGCAAGCUGAUACCCAGUCCAUUGAGCAGCGGCUGAUGAAGAUCGAUCACACGGCCAUCCACCCGCAUUUACUUGAUAUGAAGAUUGGCCAAGGGAAAUACGAACAAGGAUUUUUCCCAAAGUUGCAAUCAGAUGUCUUAGCAACAGGACCUACCAAUAACAAUCGCUGGGCCAGUCGCAGUGCCACCACACAGCGGAGAAAAGACCGCCUCCGGCAGCACUCAGAACACAUCGGGCUGGACAAUGACUUGAGGGAGAAAUAUAUGCAGGAGGCGAGGAGUUUAGGAAAAAAUUUGAGGCAGCCCAAACUCUCGGACCUCUCUCCGGCUGUGAUUGCUCAGACCAAUUCGAAAUUUGUGGAAGGGUUGCUGAAGGAAUGUCGCAUGAAGACUAAACGUAUGCUGGUAGAGAAAAUGGGCCACGAAGCAGUUGAGCUGGGACAUGGAGAAGCCAAUAUUACAGGACUGGAGGAAAAUACAUUGAUUGCUAGUCUCUGUGAUCUGCUAGAAAGAAUCUGGAGUCAUGGUCUGCAGGUCAAGCAGGGGAAAUCUGCUUUGUGGUCCCAUUUACUUCAGUACCAGGAGAGAGAAGAAAAGCAAGAACAUAGUGCAGAGUCCCCAGUUGCUGUUGGAACAGAAAGACGGAAGUCUGAUACAGGAAUUACUUUGCCUACUUUGAGGGUUUCCCUGAUUCAAGAUAUGAGACAUGUUCAGAACAUGAGUGAGAUAAAGACUGAUGUGGGGCGAGCCCGAGCCUGGAUAAGGCUUUCUCUGGAGAAGAAGCUUUUGUCUCAGCACCUGAAGCAGCUGCUUUCCAACCAGCCACUUGCCAAGAAACUUUACAAGCGUUAUGCUUUCCUGCGCUGCGAGGAAGAACGGGAGCAGUUUCUGUAUCACCUUCUCUCACUCAACGCUGUGGAUUACUUUUGCUUCACAAGUGUCUUCACCACAAUUGUGAUCCCUUACAGGGCAGUGAUAAUCCCCAUCAAAAAACUGAGCAAUGCAAUAACCACGUCCAACCCGUGGAUUUGUGUUUCGGGAGAGCUAGGAGACACGGGCGUCAUGCAGAUUCCUAAAAACCUCCUAGAAAUGACAUUUGAGGUGAGCGCACUCUCUUUCCGUUUUGCUUUUCAAACACGCUUCCACACAAACAUUAGCUUGCUGAGGAUUUAUUGUCUUGAGAACAGAACAUUUCAGAUUCUGUCCAGGUUCUCAAGGUAGCUGGAAACUCAAAAC
Meleagris gallopavo (turkey) is the source of this 3369-nucleotide messenger RNA. The record is from RefSeq and is a predicted model, not a curated record. NCBI's taxonomy places the organism in Eukaryota, Metazoa, Chordata, Aves, Galliformes, Phasianidae.